Molecule: messenger RNA, 337 nt
Organism: Drosophila mojavensis
Lineage: Eukaryota; Metazoa; Arthropoda; Insecta; Diptera; Drosophilidae
Gene: BomT2
Product: Bomanin Tailed 2
Exons: 2
Coding region: 53-277 (74 amino acids)
Biological process (GO): defense response
Source: RefSeq, a predicted model, not a curated record
UGCAUGAUAUAGACGACUACGAUUCAGAUCGUGUGGAAUCGUUGCUGUGACUAUGAAAUCAAUUGCAUUGCAGCUGCUGCUUUUGGGCUGCCUUCUGGCUGCUGUAUGCGCCACGCCUGGCAAGGUGAUUAUCAAUGGAAAAUGCAUCGAUUGCAAUCGACCAGAGGGUGACGAUUCCAUUGUUGUUCCAAUCUCUGCCUCGAGCCGUCAGGCCUUGACAUCAGGCGCUGUGGGCUUUGGACUUUUGUAUUAUAUUAUAAGCAAAUUUGUUCAUUAAUAGUCGCUUUUAAAUGAAAAUUUUUUAAAUAAACAAAUGUUUAAUAUAUGCUAAAAAAUA